Carassius auratus (goldfish) is the source of this 1074-nucleotide messenger RNA. It is a transcript of the gene gnrh3, whose product is annotated as gonadotropin-releasing hormone 3. The record is from RefSeq and is a predicted model, not a curated record. The transcript has 4 exons. Bases 572 to 856 code for a protein of 94 amino acids. Gene Ontology annotation, cellular component: extracellular region. Lineage: Eukaryota; Metazoa; Chordata; Actinopteri; Cypriniformes; Cyprinidae. Gene Ontology annotation, molecular function: gonadotropin hormone-releasing hormone activity; gonadotropin-releasing hormone receptor binding. Gene Ontology annotation, biological process: multicellular organism development; reproductive process.
GCCAUAACUUAGUUAUUCCAUUAUAUAAAAUGACAUAGAAUGAAGAAAUUAGGAAGAUUUUCAUAAUAAUGUCUAAUAUUUAAAAGGAAUAUUGAUAUAUUAUUUUUUCUCCCAAAAUGCGUAAUAAACAUGCUUUAAGUCCUGGUGUCCUCUAUGAGUUAUGGUUAAUUAGUUGUGGAACAUUAUUUUAUGUAGGUCUAUUUAACCCAGCGAAUACUUGAUUGGCAGUCUGAUGACUCAGUCUUUGUUUGACACAUCCAUUAUGUCUUCUGGCCUUUAUAUAGUUCAUCUGUUCCCCUGUGUGUUGAUGUGGCUGUUUAAACCAUUUAAACACAUUAUUUAAUUAAUCUCAGGGUUUAAACAGGUCCAUUAGCUGAUUCCCCUGACAGUUAUUUUUCAGUCUAAGAAAUCCAGCCUCAGGUGUGCAUUAGAGCGUGCAUUAGAGAAAAACCUGCACCUGUGUUUGCAAGUCUCCUGAUGACGAAGGAGCAUUACAACUCAUUUUAGAAGGACUGUAUAAAAGAGACCAAGAACAACACACUUCAUCUUGAGCAAAGACAGCAGUUUUAGCAUGGAGUGGAACGGAAGGUUGCUGGUCCAGCUGUUAAUGCUAGUGUGUGUGUUGGAGGUUAGUCUUUGCCAGCACUGGUCAUACGGUUGGCUUCCUGGUGGAAAGAGAAGUGUUGGUGAAGUGGAGGCAACAUUUAAGAUGAUGGAUGCUGGUGAUGCAGUACUGUCCAUUCCUGCAGACUCUCCAAUGGAGCAGCUUUUACCGAUACACAUAGUGAAUGAAGUGGAUGCUGAUGGUUUGCCUCUGAAAGAACAAAGAUUUCCCAAAAGACGAGGAAGAGUGUAAAAGCAUAAAAGAUGAAGAUGAAUCCUCGGAGCCAAUGAGAAUAAAUGAGAAAAGUUUUAUUCCAUGUGAACAGCGUGUUUUUAUUGAGUACUGGAAUGUCCUCCUCAUAUGAUUUUAAUGAAUAUACUGCAUUGGAGGCACAUACUGUAAAUACCUAGUAUGCAUACUUUGUUCAAAAUAAAUAUUAAAUGUGCUCAGAGAUGAAGCAAAAGUUAUCA